AUGUCUACUGGUAGUUCUGACGAAUCGCUGGUGGCCACGCUUGGCUCCAAAUCAAACCUGAAGAAGAUCACUCGCCGCGCCAUUCUCGAUGUCGACCUCCUAAAAGCAUGCGAAACCAUCACCGAGCCAGAGGUGCCUCUGGCGCUGAGGUUGCAAGGCAGCUUGUUGUUCGGUGUUUCUCGCGUGUUCCAGCAACAAUGCGGCUAUGUCUUGACGGACGUAACGAGUCUGAGAGACAGUAUGAGAAGUAGGACUGUCAUGCAGGAGAUGGAGCUGGAUCCCGAGGUGGGCAGGACAAGGCCGGAACAACUCAACCUCGCUGAAGACCCAUACUUCAUGCCAGACAUUGACAUCAACUUCGACCUCUCUGCAUUCGGCUUCUCCUCCGAUAGCUCCAGCCCAUCCCAAAGCGGAUCACCGAUGCUUGCUUUGCGCUCGAGCCAGACUAGUUUGCAUUACGAAGAGGAGUCAGAAGAACUUGGUCUGGACAUUCCUUCCUUGAGCACCCCAGCUGCUGGGCUCGGUGGCUUUGAGAUCCUUUCGGGCAUAGGGACGAGCUCUGCGGCGAAGACUGACAGCCGAGUCGGCCGCCUUCCUUCUAUUUUCGGGGAAGAGCCCGCCAUUAUCGAUGAUCCUGUGUUCGACGUCGACGAUGAUGGCUUUCUCCGCCCGGCCAUGUCGCGUGAUCUUGUCGAGGAGCCCGAGGUGCCAUCCAUCGAAGGGCAACAACCACUGGGGCGCGACACAAGACUUGGCGGCCACCCUGGCACAGAGCAUUUAUCUGCAGUGGAAGUGGACGAGCCAAUGGUCAACUUUGACGACGACAUGGUGAUAUUUGGCGACGGUGAAUCCUUGAUCCUGCCAGCAGCUCCACAGAUUCCUCUGACUCCAGAGCCCGACGUUGAGAAUGCGCAACAAGUUAAACAAGCUAGUUCCUUGUUCGACCCGACAGAAGAGUCCUCUGUGACGGCAGAGGCGGCCCAGCGACCAAGACGAACCACCAAGGCAAUCCAGCCAGAUCGAGAGACAGAGUUGACCAACCGUGACCUCAAUGAGUGGAAUCAGAACUAUCUCGCGAAUAUGGCCUGUAAAGCCAAGGCCAGACAGAGACAAUUUUCAGGUCUUAAAGCAAAGAAGAACGCCGAGUUCUGGAUUCUCCUGCAAGGCCUGGGCAAUGUCGCAUCCACGUUCGGAGCUGAGGGAGACCAGCAUCCACUUGCCAUCUUCACUGGUCAGUCGCUGUGGGAUAUGUUGAGAGGGCCUGAACGGGGAACGAAAAGAUCACGCACUGGCUCCGUAACCGAUGACCAAGAAGAAGAGGGAAGACGGGUUAGAGCAAAGACAACACCGCAGGAAGAAGUCGUACGCGGUACCGAUGGCGAUCUGCACCAGUUUGCUGAUGAAGACGGGCUCAUGCUACUAGGCGACGAAUUUGACAUUGAAGCUGAAGUAGGUCGACAUGCUCCUCCUUCUCUGCCGGAUCAUUCAUCUGGUAUGCCAUGGAACUUGUCUACAGGAGCAUCGCGACAAAGCUCAACCCGCCCCCCUGGUAGCCGCAUCAUACCAAGAUUGAGUUCUAGUGUCGGAGGUCUCCCAGGUGGGAUGGAGCUCGGGUCACUGCCGGCCUUGAGCAGACGAGGAUCGCGUCUCACCUCCGCAAGUCCACUUUUCGGAAGAGGGGUGCCGCCUCUGUCGAAACACAGCAGCCAAGGGCCUGGGGAGCCUUCACGUCUCACGAGCAACGAGGACGAAUUUGUAGAUCUGGACGCCCAGCUCGGUGCGGGUCUCGAUCCGGACUUCGAACUGUAUGGACCUUCCGCAACCGUUGAUACGCAAACGGCAGCGCAAAGUCAAUGGGUCGCCGCAACUUUGGAGAAUGAAGCGUACAAUUUCCUCGCAUUCGUGAACACCAAGGUCCAAGAGAAAGUAGGACUUACCCAUGACCAGGUGGCGGCAGAAGAGAUACCGGAGACGCAAGAGGAAAACAUCACGUUCGACGAACUGCUUCCACCAGCGCGGAACUCGGCUAUUGUGGGUGCUCAGGCGUUGCUUCAUGUGCUAGUGUUAGCCACGAAGGGCUUGUUGGAAGUGUAUCAGGCUGAACAUUUCGGGGAGAUCCAGAUCUCUGUGGUUAGCCAUUAA
Molecule: messenger RNA, 2142 nt
Organism: Cladophialophora yegresii CBS 114405
Lineage: Eukaryota; Fungi; Ascomycota; Eurotiomycetes; Chaetothyriales; Herpotrichiellaceae
Exons: 3
Coding region: 1-2142 (713 amino acids)
Biological process (GO): mitotic sister chromatid cohesion; synaptonemal complex assembly; replication-born double-strand break repair via sister chromatid exchange
Cellular component (GO): cohesin complex; synaptonemal complex
Molecular function (GO): chromatin binding; protein binding
Source: RefSeq, a predicted model, not a curated record